This is a messenger RNA of Betta splendens (Siamese fighting fish), 1397 nucleotides long. RefSeq names its product ceroid-lipofuscinosis neuronal protein 6-like. The transcript has 7 exons. The coding region runs from base 123 to 1037 and encodes 304 amino acids. The record is from RefSeq and is a predicted model, not a curated record. NCBI's taxonomy places the organism in Eukaryota, Metazoa, Chordata, Actinopteri, Anabantiformes, Osphronemidae.
UGGGCGGGAAGAAGCGCGCAACUAGGAAGUGAAACUGCUUCCCGUGUUUGGUUCGUUACUGGACGGAAUUUUAUAUUUGAGCCCCGGGACGGAGUAGAAGAACGAACUGGGCAGAACCGGAAAUGCAGCCUGUGCGGAAACGCCGCGGCAUCACUUUAAACAGGACAACACAAAAUAGCAGCCCUGCGAAGGAAAAGGUGGCUCAGAAGAAAGGCCUGGGACUGGGUUUUCACAGUGAUCUGUGGUUCUAUCUGACUCUGCAGAACUGGAUCUUGGACUUUGGGAGGCCUAUUGCUAUGAUCAUCCUUCCUCUGGAGUGGUUUCCUCUGAACAAGCCCAGCGCUGGAGACUAUUUUCACAUGGCCUACAAUGUCCUAACACCGUUCCUGAUGCUCAAGCUGAUUGAGCGCAGUCCCAGGGCGCUGCCUCGCUCCGCCGUCUACCUCUGCAUCAUCACCUUUGUCAUGGGAGCCAGCAUCCACCUGGUGGGAGACUCCAUCAACCACCGGCUCAUCCUGAGUGGAUACCAGCUGCACCUGUCAGUGAGGGAGAACCCCAUCAUCAAAGACCUCAAACCAGCUUCACUGAUUGACUCCUUUGAGCUGCUGUAUUAUUAUGAUGAACAUCUGGGACAUUUAAUGUGGUACAUUCCCUUUUUCAUCAUUCUGUUCAUCUACUUCACUGGCUGUUUCACUGCAGCAAAAGAGCAGAGAAAGAUUCCCGUUUCUGGUUGGCUUUUACUGGGACCCAGCGCCAUCUAUUACUGGUACUUAGUCACUGAAGGACAAAUCACAGAACUGUUCCUGCUCACCUUCCUUGCCAUGGUUGCCAUGGUUAUCCAUCAACGCCUUAAAGGCCUCAGCCCCGACAGCAAUGGCCUGUUCCUGUUGUGGAGUUUCGGUCUUGCUUUGCUCCUCGUGGUUCUGUGGGUAGUGUAUCUGUGGAAGGAUCAAGUGCUGCGCAACAAGUACCCCGGGCUGAUUUACGUGCCCGAGCCCUGGGCCUUUUACACUUUACAUAUGAAGGAAAGCCACUGACUCACAUCUGCCCGGCCCUUAAUAGAAGAAGCUUACGCAGCUUUUCUUAUGGCUUGACCCAAAAAUGAAGACGAGCCUUACUGUCUGACACAAGGUUCUGCUGACCUCAUCCACAUAUUCAGGCAGGAAUUAGUCAGUUCUUUAUGUUCUUCUGUUCUGAUAUUGUGCAUGUAGUUAUAGUAAUAUACAAUAUUUCUUACUUAAAUUAAAAAAGUGAUUCUGUUUUUUAGAAACAGAAUCAGUUGUACAUUCUGAGUGUGCAGUUAUGUCUUAAUGGAACAUUGUGAUAAAUAUUUUGUAAGGUUUUGUUAAUGUGAUGCUUGGAAAUGACUGUAAAGAAUUAAAGUGCUGCUAAUAUUC